UAUGGUUAAACCUCAAUAUCUUCUCAAUAUUUUCUCAAUAUUUGCUUACUUAAAAUGUUUCUAGAAUGAUUUUGUUGAUUGCCGUGAAUUUAUUGCUAGAAGCCCUAAACUUUUUUUGCAUAUAAAGUCAAACUUCACUAUUAGCUUCGUAGUUUCACGAUAGUUUUUCCUCUCUGAUCUAAGUCUCUACUCUCUAAUCUCCCAACUCUUCUUCAUCAACUCAUCAUGUCCGAUUCAGUUCCUACUAAGGAACAAGAUCCAGCUAGGAAACAUGCAACUCCUGUUUCUUCCAAACCUGGUAGUUGGGUGUGUAACUAUUGUAAAAAAAUCACAAGCGGUGGAGUACAACGUGCAAAACAGCACAUUGUUGGUGGUUAUAAAAAUGUUACUGCCUGCACUAUGGUUUCCGAUCAUAUAAAGGAAGAAGUCAGAAGUUUCAUGCUUAAGAAGGCAGAAGCUAAAGCCACUACUCAAAUGAUGCCACUACCACCCAAUUUAUACGAUGAGUAUGAGGAAGAUGAAGAUGAAGGUCAGACUAGUAAGCCAUCGCCUUCAAAUAAACGUAAGGGUCCAAUGGACAAGUAUGUAUGUCCAACUCCUCCUGAUGUCUUAAAAGUUGUGAAAGAUGCUCAUUUGCUGUUUGAUCAUCUUGAUCGUAUGAUGGAAGAAGUUGGAGAAUCUAAUGUUGUCCAAGUGAUAACUGAUAACGCAUCAAACUAUAUAAAAGCUAGCCAAUUACUAAUGGCGAAUCAACCACAUCUAUAUUGGCUUCCUUGUGAAGCCCACUGCAUCGAUCUCAUGUUGGAGGAUAUAGGAAAAAUUCCUAUGGUGAAGACUGCAAUCAAGAACUGCAUCUACAUGAAUGGCUACAUCUAUAGUCACACUUCUAUUGUGAAUAUGAUGAGGAAAUUCACUCAAGGAAAUUUACAUAGACCGGCAGUUACUAGGUUUGCUACAUCAUUCAUCACAUUGUCGCAGUAUCACAAGCAGAGGAAAAACUUGAGGAAUUUUGUAACUUCCCAAGAAAAUAAUGAUUCCAAGUGGUCAAAGGACUUAGGAGCAAGGAACGUGAAGAAGUUCAUUAUGCAAAACAGCUUCUGGCACCAUGUGUUGUAUGCACUCAAGUUGACAGGACCUCUAGUUAAAGUGCUUCGGUUGGUUGACGGAGAGAGAAAACCAGCUAUGGGGUACAUCUAUGAAGCAAUGGAUAGAGCUAAAGAGGCCAUUGCUAGGACCUUCAAUGGGAGAGAAGAAGAGUACAAAGAUGCAUUUGCGAUAAUUGAUAAGCGAUGGGAUUGUCAACUCCAUCAUCCUUUGCAUGCUGUUGGCUACUAUUUGAAUCCAGAAUUUCAUUACAACAAAGAGUCUGGGGUGCAUUGUGAAGAGGUGGAAAAAGGUUUCUACAGCACCAUUGAAAGGUUAGUUCCUUCACUUUCAACUCAAGACAAGAUAACCGACGAGCUUGUGCAGUUUAAAAAUGCUUCUGGACUGUUUGGGAUUCCAAUGGCAAUAAGACAAAGGACAACAAAAUCACCAUCUGAGUGGUGGUCUUCUUACGGAGGCUCUACACCAACACUUAGAGACUUUGCCAUAAGGAUUCUUAGUCUCACUUGUAGUGCGACAGGCUGUGAGAGAAACUGGAGCAUGUUUCAGCAUCUCCAUACUAAGAAAAGAAAUCGAUUGGGUCAACAACGUUUGAAUGACAUGGUGUUUGUUAAAUACAAUUGA
Molecule: messenger RNA, 1728 nt
Organism: Camelina sativa (false flax)
Lineage: Eukaryota; Viridiplantae; Streptophyta; Magnoliopsida; Brassicales; Brassicaceae
Source: RefSeq, a predicted model, not a curated record